Molecule: messenger RNA, 2262 nt
Organism: Leptopilina heterotoma
Lineage: Eukaryota; Metazoa; Arthropoda; Insecta; Hymenoptera; Figitidae
Gene: Not10
Product: CCR4-NOT transcription complex subunit 10
Exons: 11
Coding region: 168-2210 (680 amino acids)
Biological process (GO): mRNA catabolic process; negative regulation of translation
Cellular component (GO): CCR4-NOT complex
Molecular function (GO): protein binding
Source: RefSeq, a predicted model, not a curated record
AAAGUCCUACCAGUAUUGUCAAGAUAUCCCUCCUGUUUCUAGUCUUCUUGGUUUUGUAUAGUAUAGUAUACGAUUAUUAUUAUAAGCCAAAAUUUAUGUACUUUAAAAAAUAAAUAUUUGAAUUUUAUAAAUUUGAUAAUAAACUUGUAAAUCAAUGAUUUACAUGAAUGUUGGAGAUGAAUGAAUUAAAUGAGCCGCGGAUUAAAGACAUUGAAGCGUCAGUCAUAUCUGACGAAGAACGCGAACUGUCUCAACAUGCGCUGUCAGCCUUCCAGAAAGGUUCUUUCGCGUCAUGCUUGAUGUAUCUAAACAAGUUGGAAGUUCUGAGGCCAAAGGAUUUGAAAGUUAUGCACAACAAUAUAGUAGCUGAAUAUUUCAAGAGUAACUUGCAACAAACUGAAAUAUUCAAGAAAAGUCUAACUGCAAUAUGCGGCCAAAUGUGGAGCACAGAUGCAGUGGAUGCUGUGGAUGACGUGGAGAAAUGCGUUAUGAGGUACAAUCAAGCAAUUCUACUGUAUCACACGAGGCAAUGCAAAGCUGCUCUUCAGAUAAUGAUUAGAUUGUUUUCACUGAUUGAACCGUUAGUUUCAGAGGAGAGUCUGGCUCAGAAAGUGUGCUUACUUCUCAUUGAAUUAUAUAUUGCAACGGGACAGCCGGAUGCUGCUUUAACACUAGUCAAUUAUAUUGAAAGGCAAUUUACAGUUUCAGACUUAUCAAAAAUUACCUUAACAGAUAAAGAGGAAUUUGUCAAAACUUCAAGAGAACUGAAGGAACCAAAAAAAGAUAAUUCUGAAAUUGCAAUUGAUGCUUUUCGAAUAAAGCUGAUGAAAUGUAAAGUAAGAAUAUAUCUUAUUACGAAUCAGUUGAAAUUAUGCAUAAAGGAGUGGAAAAGUUUUGUAAAUAUGGAGACGACCACGAAUCUUAGCAGUAUUUUUUUGGCUGCUAAUGUGGAAUACCUACGAGGGAAAUGUACUAAAUCCAUGAUGCUUUUGAACUCAUUAACGCCAGAGCAACGACAAAUUAAGGAUUAUGAGGAAUCAGCUGCUGUUUUAUACUACAACAAUAUGGCUUGUAUACACUACUCUUUGGAUAAACCAAACUUAGCCUGUUUCUAUUUGUACAAGGCAUUAGAAGAAAAUGAGAAAGCUGUUAAAAAUUUCCAAACAGAUGAUAAAGAACCUUUAGCCCCUCCACCACUUUAUACACUGGGAGUGAACAGAUUUUCCGAGUUACAAUAUAACUUGGGAAUAUGUUACCUAGUUUCUGGGAAUUGUGAGAAGGCAUUCGCUUGUUUUAUUAAGGCUAUAGAUAAGUUGCAAAAUAGUCCUAAGAUUUGGUUGAGGUUGGCUGAGUGUUGUAUAUUAGAUCACAAUCCUACGAACGGAUCGAACUUUAACAUCAUGAAGCGUCGUCAAGAUUUAGUUCAAAAAAUUGUGGUCUCAGGAGCCUAUAAGAAAAUUGUUUUAACGUCAUCAUUAUCGAAGGAUAACAAUUAUCCCAGUAAAAAUUUAUAUUACGGAAUAACUCAACUUACUUUAGAAUUCGGAAUGUUGUGCUUGAAAAAUGCAUUAAUUCUAUUGCCAGUUUGCACGGAAGCGCUUCCUGUUAAUGUAAUAGGUCAGCACAACAUGCAAUCGUCACAAACAACAAUAAUUGAAAAUUUAAAUCUAAAAAUAAGUAUUUUGGCUGCCAGUGCUUAUAUCGCAUUGUGCCUUGGUGACCCUACAACAGCUUUAAAACAUGCUAAAAAUCUUUUAGCAAUCAACAAUCUCCCAGGUGCAUACAUAAUGUUAGGAAAGCUGUACGCCGCAGAAAGUCUUAUUCUUUUGGAUCGAAUUAAUGAAGCUAUCGAGUAUUUGAAGCCAGACACUCUUCUGGAUCUUGACAUUUCUGUCGCAUCUGCUGACUCUUUGGAUGCAGACAAAGAAACUGCAGAGGAAAUUGACAGAAAAGCUACAAAAUCUUGGUAUCCGACGAAUCUGCUUACUGGGAAAACUGUACUGCUUUAUAACAUGGCAGUGGCCUAUGCGAUUCGCGGACAACUUGAUAAAUCAGCUGACAUUAUAGGACAGUUAUGGAAAUCCAAGAAUACAGAAUAUGAAGUUCCGAUUCAUGUGAUUAUGUUGGCAUUGUACAUCGAACUGAAUUUGGGUCGAACUGAUAAAUGGCGUUCAAUUAUUAGAAGAAAUUAUCCGCAGUAUUUUAUUUAACUUAAUUUAUAAAUUUUUCUAUAAAAUUGAAAAUAAAGCAAAUAUUUCUUUA